Molecule: messenger RNA, 1812 nt
Organism: Dichotomopilus funicola
Lineage: Eukaryota; Fungi; Ascomycota; Sordariomycetes; Sordariales; Chaetomiaceae
Exons: 1
Coding region: 1-1812 (603 amino acids)
Source: RefSeq, a predicted model, not a curated record
AUGGCCGCAUCGUCCAACCCCGCUCUCUCGCGAGAAGGUUCCCCAGCCCCUGGCUCGCGGCCGCGGGCAGCUCUAGGAGGAGCCCGAUCCGAGAUGGCCCGCUGCUUCUCAACCGGGUCGACUGUUUCCCACGGCUCGGCCACUACCGACGCCUCUUUCUUCCGAGACUCGCUGGGCAGUGACGCCUCGGCCUUUUCCCGAAGCUCCUCGGCAAGCUACCGGCUCUCCGACAUCAGCAUCAACAGUGACCCGUUACGACCCCGCGACUCGACAUGCAGCGCACCAGAUACACCGAGCACACCGAGGGGGAGGAGUCCAAGCCGCAGGCGGGGUUACAUGAGGCCACAAGGUACCGAUUUCGCCGCGAGCGCCCGGGCCCGGGAGAGUGUGCUCAGCCUGGGUAGCAUUACACAUCUGCAGUACUACUUUGCCCGUACUGGCUUGCUGGAUGGCAAGGGAGGACGGUUAGCACGGAAACGGGGGGACAAGGCACACACCCUCGACCUGUCAUCACUCGACCCGAGCAUGUUCCUGACUCCCAAGCCGGGCAGCCAAGACCACGACUCGAGCUACGCAUCCAUGGGGAGCAGCCCGGAUCUGGUAGCACACACCGGGUUUGCUAGUAUGAUGGCGGCCGGUGGUGGUUCCAUGGUGGAGUCGCCCAUCGAAGAAUACCACAACCCGGAUCAGCAAGACGAAGACUACUUCUCGGACGAGCUGGAAAUCGACCCCAACAUGCCACCGCCCACAACCAGCACCUACAACCACCGCGUGAAGCCAGUGCCAAAGCCACCGACAAUUGCCGAGUUGAGGGCUGAACUGACCAGCUCGCUGGACGUGGCUGAGCAGACGUUACGCGAGGCCAUGAACUCCAAGGCACCUCCCAACUUUGCCAUCCACAUCGAUUCCCCAGAUACCCAGCCCCAAGACGGGCGCCGGCCUUCGAUUCCUUCCGCCGGAUGGUACGAGAUUCAGGGUAUGAACAUUCUCGACGUGAUGACGCUAGCCAUCCGUGCGGCCAAGAUCUACUACACCUCCCACGACCGUCCCGACCGUCUCGAUGCCAUCAAGUCGGAGAAGGUGAUCAGGGGCGAGCUGCUAUCCGUCAUGGAAGUGCUCAAGCGCAUGGCUACCCGGGGCUUCUCCGGCGGCAUGCGGGAGGACGAGUUCCGCACCAUGGACGGCUGGAUCGCCGGUCUGCGCGCCAUGCUCAAGUCCGAGGACGCAAUCGAGGCCAAGGAAGUCGCUGAGCGGUCCUCAUGGGCGUGGCUCAACCCCGAAGGCUGGGAGGGUCGCGAAUACGAGCGCGAGGAGGCCUUCAUGCGCUCCAUGCUCAAAGGCCCCGACCCAAUCGAGAACAUGCCCGUGAUCCCACAAUGGAAGCCCAUCGACCGCACCAAACCCCUCGAGUCGCAAACCCUGCCCACGCCCUUCCUCGCCUCGCUCUCCAACGGCCAGCGCCUGGUCCAGCUGCACAACUGCGCUGUGCGCAAGUCCCGCCGUCGCUUCGGCGCCAUCCCGACCUUCUACGCCAACACCGAGAAACCGUACCGCGCCGCCGACAACCUGCGCUACUGGCUGAAAGCGGCCGAGCUACGCUGGGAGGUACUGCUCAAGGCCGAUCCGCUCGGCCUGCAGUACAACAACGGGCCGGAACUGUGGGCCCAGUUCGAAGACGCCGUGCUGCAGUGGUGCCAGAAGGUGCGCGAGGAGAUCACCACGGAGCUUUUGCAGCCUGAGCCGACGACGCCCACGUCUGCUACGACGCCCACCAUUGCUGCGGCUGUGCCUACUCGGACUGCCACGGUAUAA